UCUAUCACGCCUUCAACAAUUUUGUUUGUCAUCCCGCUCGGCAAAAAACAAGAAAACUUUAGUUCUUCGUGUUAUAUAGCUGAAAUAAAAGGAACAAAUAAUGGAUUUGGAUUUGGCACGCGAUAUGCCACGCGCUGGCUUCAAUUUUGACAACUGCAAGCGCAAUGCGACUUUGAUGAAAGGAGGCUUCAAGCCACCGACCACCACGAAAACAGGAACCACGAUUGUUGGCAUUAUCUUCAAGGAUGGCGUUAUCCUGGGUGCCGAUACGCGUGCUACAGAGGGACCCAUCGUGUCAGACAAGAACUGCGCCAAGAUCCACUACUUGGCUAAGAACAUAUACUGCUGUGGAGCUGGAACCGCUGCAGACACCGAGAUGACAACGGAUCUAAUCUCCUCCCAACUGGAAUUGCAUCGUCUUCAAACUGAGCGCGAGGUACGCGUAGUGGCCGCCAAUGUGAUGCUCAAGCAGAUGCUUUUCCGCUACCAGGGACACAUCAGUGCCGCCUUGGUGCUCGGCGGGGUGGAUAAGACUGGUCCCCACAUCUACUCCAUCCACCCACAUGGAAGCUCUGAUAAACUGCCUUAUGCCACCAUGGGAUCGGGUUCGUUGGCAGCCAUGACCGUUUUUGAAAGUCGCUGGAAACCCGACAUGUCCGAGGAGGAGGGCAAGAGACUGGUGCGCGAUGCCAUUGCUUCCGGAGUGUUUAACGAUCUGGGUUCCGGUUCCAACAUCGACUUGUGCGUGAUUCGCAAGGGCAGCGUAGAAUAUCUGCGCAACUAUGAGUUGGCCAACAAGAAGGGCGAGCGUCAGUUGGACUACCGCUUCAAGCAUGGCACCACACCCGUUCUGCACACCACCGUCAAGGAUCUACUUGUCACCGAACGCGUUCAGGUGGUGCCAAUGGAGACUUCUUAGAGGGAUUCAUUUUUCUACCUUUUCGUACGUUUAUUAUAAUAGAGCUUUGGCUCAGUGGAUCUGCUUGGAGUGGUUAAAUAAAGGAAGUAAUGCUUCAACUCA
This is a messenger RNA of Drosophila ficusphila, 1021 nucleotides long. RefSeq names its product proteasome subunit beta type-7 (gene Prosbeta2). Gene Ontology annotation, cellular component: proteasome core complex. Bases 101 to 919 code for a protein of 272 amino acids. The record is from RefSeq and is a predicted model, not a curated record. Gene Ontology annotation, molecular function: threonine-type endopeptidase activity. The transcript is spliced from 3 exons. NCBI's taxonomy places the organism in Eukaryota, Metazoa, Arthropoda, Insecta, Diptera, Drosophilidae.